Choloepus didactylus (southern two-toed sloth) is the source of this 3726-nucleotide messenger RNA. It is a transcript of the gene TMPRSS2, whose product is annotated as transmembrane serine protease 2. Gene Ontology annotation, biological process: protein autoprocessing. Gene Ontology annotation, molecular function: protein binding; serine-type endopeptidase activity. The transcript has 14 exons. The record is from RefSeq and is a predicted model, not a curated record. Bases 586 to 2187 code for a protein of 533 amino acids. Lineage: Eukaryota; Metazoa; Chordata; Mammalia; Pilosa; Megalonychidae. Gene Ontology annotation, cellular component: membrane.
GGCAUGGAGGCAGCGAGGAAAGGAGACUGGCUUAGUCUAGUGGCCAGUUUUGCUGGCUGAGGAGGGGUCUGGCAGCAGGGGGGCUCGUGGCAUCCCGGGGAACAGGGAAGGGCCUCCUUACCCGCCCCUGGCACGCACCACACCGGGCAGUGUCCGGAGAAGGGACAGGAGCAGGUGGCAGGUGGCAGCAGCAAGGCCGUCUCCAACUCCAAGAAAGCCGGAGAUGGGUUUUCUGGCUUGGUUGGGGGACAGAGAAAGCAGUUAUUUGGAUUGAAAACUGUGGAUUUUGAACAGAGAAGUGACUUAGAGACUGGCUUUUCCCUCCUACUAGAGGCCACUCCAGAAGGAAGAAAGGACUUGCACGGGGAAAACUCUCGGCCUUUUGACCUUUUGUUCGUGUGCUCGGGAGUCAGGCGACACGGGCCGGUUGAGAGCACAGGGAUGUGAUAAGGCAGCGCGAAAUGUUUGCUGAAGUCUGGAAGCUCACUCAGACAGAACACAAGGAAGAAUUUGGGAGCUCAAGUUCAUGACGAUCAUGGGGACAUUCAUCCAAAAAAUAUUUUCAAGUGAGAGAGGUGUUGAAAGAUGAAAUGGGCCCAGCUCUGGUGGGGUUUGUGUGUGGCCGGAGGGUCAGCGUCUGACUGUCUUCAAGGUCUCCUUGAACUUUCCAAAUACCCAGCACUGCCUGAUGCUGUUGGUAAAAUCAGGAUGGCUUUAAACUCAGGGCCAUCACCAGAUGUUGGACCUUACUACGAAAACCAUGGGUACCAACCAGAAAACUUCUACCCCCCGCUGCCCCCCGGGGCUCCCAGUGCCUAUCCAGCGUACCCGGAUGUCUACUACCCGUCCCCGGUACCCCAGUACGCCCCGAGGGUAGUAACGCACGUUUCGACACCCGUCGUCCACCUGCAGCCCAAAUGCUCGUCGGGGCCGGUGUGCUCCUCAAGGUCUAAGAAGGUGCUCUGCCUCACCUUCGCCCUGGGGGCCGUCCUCGCUGGAGCCGCCGCCACCGCCGUCCUGCUCUGGAAGUUCAUGGAGAGCCAGUGCUCGGUCUCGGGGAUUGAGUGUGGCUCCUCGGGGACCUGCAUCAGCCCCUCGCACUGGUGUGACGGAAUAUCGCACUGCCCCAGCGGCGAGGACGAGAACCGCUGCGUUCGUCUCUACGGACCCAGCUUCAUCCUGCAGGUCUACUCCUCGCAGAGGAAGUCCUGGCACCCCGUGUGCCGCGACGCCUGGAACGACAACUACGGGCGGGCGGUGUGCAGAGACAUGGGCUACACGAGCAGCUUUUAUUCCAGCCAAGGAGUGGUGGAUGACACUGGUGCGACAAGCUUCAUGAGGCUCAACAGCAGCGCCGGGAACGUCGACUUCUACAAGAAACUCUACCACAGUGAUUUCUGCUCUUCAAAAACAGUGGUUGCUUUACGCUGUAUAGAUUGUGGGGUCACCACCCAGAACAGCAUCCAGAACCGCAUCGUGGGCGGGAACAGUGCGGCCCCCGGGGACUGGCCCUGGCAGGUCAGCCUGCACGUCCAGGGCGUCCACGUCUGCGGGGGCUCCAUCGUCACCGCCGAGUGGAUCGUGACGGCCGCCCACUGCGUGGAAGCGCCUCUUUCCAACCCACGGUACUGGACGGCCUUUGCGGGAAUUUUGCAGCAAUCGUACAUGUUCUAUGGGAGCGGAUACAAAAUCGAAAAAGUCAUUUCUCACCCGAGCUACGACUCCAAGACCAAGAACAACGACAUCGCGCUCAUGAAGCUGCAGGUGCCCCUCACGUUUACUGACAAGAUAAGACCGGUGUGUCUACCCAACCCAGGCCUGAAGCUGGAGCCGACACAGCCGUGCUGGAUUUCCGGGUGGGGGUCCACGUAUGAGAAAGGGAAAACCUCAGUCGUGCUGAACGCUGCCAUGGUGACACUGAUCGAGCCCUUGAGUUGCAACAGCAGAUCCGUCUACAACAACCUCAUCACGCCUGCCAUGGUCUGCGCUGGCUACCUGGAGGGAAACAUUGAUUCCUGCCAGGGUGACAGCGGAGGGCCUCUCGUCACUCUGAAGAGCAGCGUCUGGUGGCUGAUUGGGGUUACAAGUUGGGGAUCUGGCUGUGCCAAGCCUAACAGACCAGGGGUCUACGGCAACGUGACAGUAUUCACAGACUGGAUUUACCGGCAAAUGAGGGCAAACAGCUGAUCCGGAUGUCGUGUGUCCCUGAAGCCACUCUACCAGAAAAUGAAGGGGCAGAUUGUCCGUUCCCUCUGCAUUAUGUGUUUUUAGAUAUGAUUCAACGGUCCUUUUGUUUUUAUUAAAUAAUGUACUUCUCUGACUUCGGCACUUUCCGCAGUUCUGUGCUGGCCACACUUGCUCCCCACUGGGCCACUGGCCUGGCGUGGCUCGGCGGCCCUCAUGCCCUGCCCGAAAGGGGUGACCAGGCCUGGCUGGACGUGGGAUCCUGGGGCCAAGCACGGCAGGGCCAAUGGGGCAGCGGAGAGAGGCUGCCUCACCGGGUCCUUCCUUCCCACGAACUUGGAGACGACUCCUCUCGGCUGCUGGACUGCUGGCGAUGGGAAGAGAAAUGGACACACCAGAGAAACCAGGGGUGCCCGCAGGCCUCUCCCACCAGGGGUACUUGCUGACCAUUUCCUAGUGCCUUCUUAGCAGCCCUGGACGGUGGCUGGAAAUAAAGGGACCAGUCCUUCCUGGGUGAUGAUGUCGAUCACCUGUUAGGGCAUCACAGACCCUUUUCUUCUGGGGGUGAGGGUGUGGACAGAGCCCCUGGAGCGCGGGAGGCCAUUGCUGAAAUUGUGCACAUGUGAGCCCGGCACAGCCUCUGCUGCCAGUCCAUAGGCUGCACAGUGUUGUGUAGCAAGGCUCUGAGGAUGGAGACCCAGGCUCUCCCUGCCGCCCUCCGCCCCUCGCCCUCUCCCAGCCUCCUUGGAGACUGCAUGCCCACUUGCUCCUCGGAACGGGGCCAAGGGGGUGGCAUUCAGAACCCCUGCAUGAUGCUAAUCCCGUGGGAAUCGAGGCGACUGGGCCAAUCAGGGAUGCAUGAUUUUAAGCACACACUGUCUUCAUGCACUGUUUCUGCAUGUUACUACCUCAGUGUUCCAGUGGAGGCCUGGCUUUUACCACGUCAAAACAGUUCACCUCCAUCUGGCGCUUUGAAACGCUCCUCCUUGCUCAGCGUGAGCAGUGAUGUAUUUGAGCUACUUUUGUUUUCAAAGUGUAUGUGCAGAAGAAAACCACCUGGGCUUGUGACAGAGAAGACAGCUGUCUUUGGGACUCCCUGGGGUCCCCUCCAGCCCUUCUGCUUCCCCUGGAGGGAAAGGACACUGUGUCGUUGCCAAGUGGGGAACGUGAGUGCUUUUACCAGGGGUGUUCUUUCCCCAGGUGCCCACCUCCCCUGCAAGUACACUGGUAUUCGAGAAUUAAAGAGAUGAUCCUACUGCUAGGAUUUAACCUUGAGAUGGAAGGUCGUGACAGUUGCAUUCACGAUGCCUCUACUCCAUGUACCUCCGGCAGGAGCAACAUCCCCAGGGACUUUUCAAACACUCCACGCCGCAAGGUGCCUGCUCCCCAAGCCAGAUUUUAAGAAGCGGCAUAAUGGCAGGCAUGUAUUUCUUCUGUACUUUUUUAUUUAUGUGGCCAACUGUCUGUCUUCUGUUUUGUGUCUUUUUUAAAUUGUGGGAUUCAAUUGUGAAAUGCCAUGCAAAUAAAUUAUGCAAUGUUGUU